UAAUAAAAUCCACAAGCCAGUAACGCGCGGACACAACGCUUAGACUAAUUUUCUUUUGUCAUCCGAAAACCAAACAUCCACCGAGGAAUCGAAACCAAAACCUUCACAACUUACACAGCCAUUAUCUUCUUGCAUUGUAGUAUCAGGCAAUUGGAAAAUAAUGUCUCACUCUCCUCAAACUUCACCCCUCAAGGGACAACAACAACAAGGUGCUGAAGAUGAUGAUGCCCCUUCUGCCAUUAAGCCUUCUCGCCUCAAAAUUGCAGUACCCUCUGAAGAAAGCGACAAGAAAAAUGUGAAUAAGAGGCUCAAGGAUGUUGAAAUUUCUGUGCCUAUAGUGUAUGGGACUAUUGCAUUCUAUCUGGGUAGGAAGGCCAGUGAGUCUCAGUCUCACAAGUGGACUGUUUAUGUUCGUGGAGCUUCAAAUGAGGAUCUUGGAGUGGUUGUUAAGAAGGUUGUGUUUCAAUUGCAUCCCAGUUUCAAUAACCCUACAAGAGUUGUUGAAUCACCCCCGUUUCAAGUGUCAGAGUGUGGCUGGGGUGAAUUUGAGAUAGCCAUCUCCCUCUUUUUCCAUAGUGAUGUCUGUGAAAAACAAGUGGACUUGUAUCACCAUUUGAAAUUGUAUCCAGAAGAUGAAUCUGGUCCCCAGAACACAAAGAAACCUGUGGUGGUUGAAACUUACAAUGAGAUUGUAUUUCCUGAACCUUCUGAGGUUUUCCUUGCACGUGUGCUGAACCACCCUGCUGUUGUUGUGCCUAAGCUUCCUGUUGGUCUGAAUUUACCUAGCCCUGUUGCUGUUGAUUCUGUGAAUGACAAGGAGAGAGGUGAUACCAAAGAUCAUCCUCUAAGCCAGUGGUUCUUGAACUUCUCAGAGACUGAUGAGCUCUCAAAACUUGCAGCAGCUAGACAGCAGGUGCAAGCUCACAUUGGUAAGCUGCGGAGACAAUUAAGUUUGAUGGAAGGACCACCUCAGCAGGCAAAACCACCUUCUGGCUUUGACCAUACAUGAUUUUUAUUUUACAAUUUUUUGGGGUUUACUUUAGGGUUAAAACUUGGAACAUUUCUAGUGAAUAACUAUGUAUAUAUGCGUAUCGUCUUCCUUGUAGAUUCUCUUAAGUAUUUCUAUCUGUGGAAGAAUGGACGUGGUAUAUGUGACAUUUUAUGGUUAAAAUCUUAAAUGGUGAUGGAUAUGUGUUUGUCGUAA
Molecule: messenger RNA, 1204 nt
Organism: Lotus japonicus
Lineage: Eukaryota; Viridiplantae; Streptophyta; Magnoliopsida; Fabales; Fabaceae
Product: transcription initiation factor TFIID subunit 14b-like
Exons: 7
Coding region: 161-1009 (282 amino acids)
Biological process (GO): regulation of DNA-templated transcription
Source: RefSeq, a predicted model, not a curated record